This is a messenger RNA of Vollenhovia emeryi, 3252 nucleotides long. RefSeq names its product hybrid signal transduction histidine kinase L (gene Neos). The record is from RefSeq and is a predicted model, not a curated record. Bases 154 to 2151 code for a protein of 665 amino acids. Gene Ontology annotation, molecular function: RNA binding. NCBI's taxonomy places the organism in Eukaryota, Metazoa, Arthropoda, Insecta, Hymenoptera, Formicidae. The transcript is spliced from 7 exons.
CGGCUGGGAGCUGGGAGAGUUGGUAGCGCCGAUUUCGGCAAAAUGUCUCUGUUGUGAAUCGCGACUCGCAACGAUAUUUUCCAUAAUAUACAAAUAGUGGCCGACGAAGGGAAAUCUUAUGGUGAUUGAGUUUCGCGCGGAGACUAUCCGAAGAUGAGCAUCAGACUUUUAAAAGAUCCCGCUACCGCGUCCAGCCGUAUAUUUGUAGGCCAUUUACAAACCGACGAUGUUACAAAGCUGGAGCUGGAGGAGCAUUUCGCCAAAUAUGGCACUGUUAUAGCAUCAACGAUAAACAGAGGCUUUGGAUUUGUACAGUUUGAAAAUGAUCAGUCUGCGCAGAAAGCUAUUCAGAAUGAAAAUGGUGCAAUGUUCAAAGGCAGACGUAUAGAUGUCAGACCAGCGAAGAAAGACAAUCAAUCUGGCGGUGGUGGAAAUGCGGGGAAUCCAAAUGCAAAACAAAUGGGUGGAAUAAAUAAUCAAUUUAAUUCUAUGGGUAGCCAAUUGAGUAAUGCAAAUGAAUCGUUUGGUGUGAAUAAGCCAAAUUAUCCCGGUGGGAUGAAUCAGAGCUUUGGCAACGACAACACCUUUGGCAACAACCAAAAAGACUUGAACAUUCAAGCUAGGAGCGGCGGAAAUAGCCAUGACGAUGGAAAUCAGGUUGGGAGUAAUGAUAAUGAUCAAUUUAAUGGGAAACAUAAUAAUAACGGAAACGAUCAUUUUAAUAAUCCCGCGCAAAAUCGUGGAAAUAAUCAGUUUAAUAUGAAUAAUCCAAAUCGUGGAAACGAACAGUUUGUUACCGGUCACGGCAAUCAAAACAGAGCCACCAACAAUCAAUUUGGGAAUAACAACCAAAUGGGAAAUCAGAAUAGGCCCGGGGGAAAUGCAGGAAAUCGAAAUCAAGCUAAUCCAGGCAACAAUCAAAACCAAAAUGCCACUGGUGGAGCGAUGGGCCUUUGCGGUGGCGUCCACAGAACACGGGGGACGAGAGGGGGAAAGAAUAGAAAUAAGAAUAAUCAGAACAAUUCCAACAAUCCGAACAUAAAUACUUUCAGAGAUCGAAGUCCAAUUAAUAGGAAUAACCGGAUGGAAGAUAAGACAAAUAGAGACUGGGAUCUCAAACAAGGAGAUAGACUGCGUAACAACAAUUUUGUCAGAGAUUCCUUCAACGACAGUGGGAAUCGGUACGAUGAUUUCAAGCCUUCUGCAACUAGAGAGGCAAAUGCCAACUUUGGAAAUACCAGUGGCUCGACUGAUUAUCUUGCCAUCGCAGCUGAGAAGAACGACUGCGAAAUUAUUGUCGUUAAUAAGGCGUUAACGAAAUAUGCAGAAGAUAUCGAAUUGCGCUUGAAACAAAUCGGUUUAAUGGUAGACUUGCUAUUUCCAAAUGAAGAUGUUCCUUUAGGUCGUGUUUUGGGAAAUAUAGCGAGUCGUGGCUGUCUCUAUGCUGUAGUCGUUACACCCAUCAACCACGAGCACCAUUCCUUAACACUGAAUAUUUUACAUGGUUUGCCACAAGAACACAGAAACAUGCCAGUCGAAGACGCUAUAAAUUUGAUUUCGCGAGAUUUCGCCAAUUACAAAGCUGGUGGGCGCUCGGUUCCCUUGAAUACACCUCUUGCGAAUGAGCGUCAUCCGGAUGCUAUACAAGUUCUCCUUAACAUGCUGGCUGACAAUCAUCAGCUGACAGUUCUGCAGUACGAUCGCGUCAUUAAGUACCUCGAGAUUAAACGCGAGGAACAAGUACAAGUUGAAUUGGGCGAUGCAAAAGAUUUGCCUGUCAAAACACCGCUCACGGCAGUCAACGAUCCGAAACAGGCCGAAUUACAAACGAGAAUAUUGAAUAUUUUAAAUAACAGUAAAAGCGCAUCGACAGCGGUAGAACCCAGCCCGGUACCACCACCGACUUCAGCACCAACCCCGGUACCGCCAGCUAAUUGGGGAUCAGCAUCGAACGCGGUCACGUCAUCCACGACAACCUCCUCUACAGGAGUUUCACCUUCACCUCUCUUAAAUGAUCCAACAGUUCAGAAAGCUCUCGACAGUCUCUUGCAAGGUAAUUUAUUGAAAAACAUUGGCGACCAACAACCAUCACCUGCAGCAACAACUGGAGCGCCGUUAUUUGCUGCCUUCUCCAAUAUCGGUAGAUUUUAACUGCUACAUCUAUUCUGUUGUAUAAACUUGCAUACGAGUUUUUAAAUUCUUUAUAAUUUUCCGAUUUUACUUCUCACUACUGAAUAUGCGAUAUAGCGAAAACGCAGUCGACAAGACGUAGUAACAGCAUUGCAAACAUAACAAUAAGUAUUUUAGUACAUUGUAUAUACAUAGUACAUUGUACUAAUUAAUUAUUAACAUUUAUUGUAAAAUGAUAACAUUCAAAGUUUGCUAUAAUUCUAAAGGCACGACAAUUAUCAUUCAAAUAUUCACAUUACUCUGUUACUGUCUAUAUGCAUUGUUGAUAAUAUACUUCUCUCUAAAUAGCUAUGUGUGUGUUUAAAACAACAUAUGCUCUCAUACAAUAUUACAUAUAAUUUAUUAGAGCUAUACUUCAUAUAUUAUAUACAUAUACAUAUAUUUUGCAUUGCACAAAAAUGCUUGAAUUUUAGGUAAUAUACAACACAUAGUACGUCUAAAAUUUUUGUUCGAAACAAAACUAAUCUUAUUUUUCGUCAUUAUAUAUAUAUACAUAUAUAUGUACCUUUAUGUAAAACUCAGUUUUUAUACAACUUAGAAUGAUAAAUGUUAGAUAAAUAUGCAGUAUAAUUAAAGAUACACCCUUUUCUUAGUGUAUGAACAUUAUUUUAAUUUUCAUGUUCCUAUACUACGGAGUAUUCUAACGUUAUCCCUGAAAAGUUUUUCUCCGGUUAAAAUUAUAACAUAAAUGAAUAAUUUUUAUGAGGAUAUUUAACGUUAAGUUCGUAGUUAUAUAAAUUUUUUAGUAAAACUCAUAAUAUAUUUCUUCAAGUAGACAUAAUAGAUCGAUAAAUAUAUUUUAGACUUUAUUAAUAUUACUUGGCCAUAUAUAGCGCGUAAAAUAUAUCUGAAGUAAGAAAGUGUAAAUUUCAUUAAGUAUUAAUGCAUGUAUCUGAAAUAUAUUAUGUCUAAAAAGAAUCAUCGUAAUUGUAUCGUGUGUAAUGAAUUUUCCGUAUUUUUGGUGUAUUCCUGUAUGUAACACGAAUAUAUGUAAGAUUUAUUCAGCCUCGCUAUACAAAGUUUAUAUGUAAUACAUGAAAAUUAAAAAAUGCAAAUUAGAAA